GACUCCGUAGGAAUGGUAGCCGGUUAGCUGAGAGGGCUGUUGGAUUAACUUGUUAACGUUAUCUGGCAUUCGGUUGUUUUGUUAAAAUAAUGAAUUUACUACCGUCUAAUCCGCACGGGAAUGGGCUCCUUUAUGCUGGAUUUAACCAGGAUCAUGGGUGCUUUGCCUGUGGAAUGGAGAAUGGAUUUCGUGUGUACAACACAGAUCCUCUCAAAGAAAAGGAGAAACAAGAGUUCCUGGAGGGCGGGGUUGGUCACGUGGAGAUGCUGUUUAGGUGUAACUAUCUAGCUCUCGUGGGAGGGGGGAAGAAACCCAAGUAUCCAACUAACAAAGUGAUGAUCUGGGAUGACCUGAAGAAGAAGACAGUUAUUGAGAUUGAGUUCUCAACAGAAGUCAAGGCAGUGAAGCUUCGGCGUGACAGGAUUGUGGUGGUCCUGGAUUCAAUGAUCAAAGUGUUCACCUUUACCCACAAUCCCCAUCAGCUGCAUGUGUUUGAGACCUGCUACAACCCCAAAGGUCUGUGUGUGCUGUGUCCCAACAGUAAUAACUCUCUGCUGGCGUUCCCUGGGACUCAUUCAGGCCAUGUGCAGAUAGUGGACCUGGCCAAUACAGAGAAGCCCCCGGUUGACAUCCCCGCCCAUGAGGGAGCGCUGUGUUGCAUCGCUCUUAACCUGCAGGGCACAAGGAUAGCUACUGCAUCAGAGAAAGGGACUCUUAUAAGAAUUUUCGACACAUCUGCAGGUCAGCUCAUACAGGAGCUGAGACGAGGCUCCCAGGCAGCUAACAUUUACUGCAUUAAUUUCAACCAGGACGCGUCCCUCAUCUGCGUGUCCAGUGACCACGGCACGGUGCACAUCUUUGCUGCAGAGGACCCCAAAAGGAACAAACAGUCGAGCCUGGCCUCAGCCAGCUUUCUUCCCAAAUACUUUAGCUCUAAGUGGAGCUUCUCCAAGUUCCAGGUCCCCUCAGGCUCUCCGUGUGUGUGUGCCUUUGGAACAGAGCCCAACGCUGUCAUAGCCAUUUGUGCUGAUGGCAGCUACUAUAAGUUCCUGUUCAACCAGAAAGGGGAGUGUUCCAGAGACGUCUACGCCCAGUUCCUGGAGAUGACCGAUGAGAAAAUAUGACCUUUGACCCAUCUGCAGACUUGCUAUUGCACAGGCUGUUUUCUCUGCUUUUUUUUCCCUUACCUUUUUUCUUUUUAUUUCGGAUGAAGCAGGAGAGGUCCCUUGUCGCACUCCUCCUUAUCUUGACAGACUCUGUGAAGGAGCAUCAGAUGAAGGGAGGUCAAAAAAAAAGAGAAGCACAGGCUUUGGGGGAACCCCUAACGGCAGAGAUGGACAGAUGGGACGCACCGACAGGGAUGCAGGCUUGUCUCUCACAGGCUCCUGAGGAUGGUCUCUGGACAGAGGGACACACUCGCUGACUUUACUCCCAAACCAAACACAAGACAAAAGAGGGAAAGUUAUUUUUUUUGAAAGGACAGCGUGCCGCUUUUUAAGACGUCUUCCGAGGAAUUUUCAAAGGAUGGCUAUUUUUAAUCGCGUAGAUGAUUCUGAUAGUUAGAAGGAUUGAAAAUACUGAGAUUUUUGUCAACUAACACCACCUAACCUAACUAUAGGGAGUGCCUCUGAGACUGGAGAGAAUCUGUAUGUGUGAACAUAUUAUUGUUGUCAUAUAUACAUAUGUGUGUUUGUGUAUAUACCAGUGUACCAUAUUAUGUGUUCACAAAGCAGGAACAGAAUGAAGGCGACUGUCUCCACUUGGUAACACCUGGAACAGUGGAGCAGACUCUGACCCUGUGUUGUGAAACAUCACAUUAGUAUUACUAGAUUUUCUUAUAUUCACUGUAUAAACACAAUGAACUUCUAACCACAUAGAACUGUACAGAGUAGUAGCAAACAGAAAAAAUAUGAACAUGUAUUUUUGUUUCAAGUCUUCCUUUUUUUUUUUUCACACAUCGUGCAAUAUAUGUUUUCCCUAAUUGUUUUUGUUAAAAGUUUGUGACAGUUGAGUGCUUGUUGUUUCACAAGGAGGCUUAAAGACAGUUUGUCUUUUAUUGGGAAAUACAGCUAUUCUCUGCCCUGCUGGUUUUUGUACUGAUUAAACAAAGGAGAUAUGACGUAUUUAUUAGUGAGCUUUAGAGAUGCUGUUAAGCGGAUUGCGUUACCUUCAGACAGUAGCCAGGCUUUUUCCCUGGUUUCAGUCUUUAUUCUCAGCUAGCUUUAGCUUCACAUUUACAGACCUGAGCGGCAUCAGCCUGCCGCAUGUAACUCUCUGCAAGAAAGAGACUAAGCUUAUUUCCCACGUUGAACUGUUUUUUUAAGAGUUUGUGAAAUUUGAGAGUUUGUUUCCUGAACUGGAAAGUUUAACAGCCAAACGCACGCACGGUUUCCAUCUUACAUCACAAAAACAUCGUCGAGUUAGGAUGAGAUUUUUUUUUUUUUUUUACACAUUAACUCAGAUCAACUGUAAAAGUAUGAAGAAAAAUGUUAAACUUGGUUCAAAACUGCACUUCCUGUUUAAAUGUUAAUACAUCAAAAGCCCAAGUUGAUUACGUCAGAAUCUCUAAUAGAUGGUCAAUAGUUUACUAAUAUGCUCUUCAUUGGCCAGUGCAUCUUUUUAUGUCAAAGACAAACACUACUCUUUACUGGAAAGAGUAGUGUUUGUCUGUAAUGCACAUGUCUGUACACUGCUUCCCUCUGCCUGACAUUAACAGCAUUGAUAUAUUCAGCUAAUGCAAAUCAGGGAAUCUGAAGUGCUUUUUUUGAACCCAGUGGCCAUAAACAGGACAUCAGUUCAGUGUGGAUCCACCACUAUGGAACAUGCGUUUAAGCAAAAGUGUAUUCAUGUAUAAUUAAUUAAUUUAAUUUUCAUUUGUCAUGUUAUUUGACAGCAUUUUUAGUUGAUUCAGUGCAAAAGCACGUUUCCUUUGUGUUCCUUUCUACAUCCGAUUGUACGUCUGCUGCUGGUGAACACACACAGCUCUGACCACAGUAGGAACGCUGCACAAACUGAAAAGCCAACUUGUUUCUGACACACUCAGAGUGAUUGUAAAAAUCUGCAUUUAAAUUUGUGAAUAAAAUUUAACAUCUGCUUUUA
Molecule: messenger RNA, 3099 nt
Organism: Toxotes jaculatrix (banded archerfish)
Lineage: Eukaryota; Metazoa; Chordata; Actinopteri; Toxotidae
Gene: wdr45b
Product: WD repeat domain 45B
Exons: 10
Coding region: 90-1124 (344 amino acids)
Biological process (GO): protein lipidation; nucleophagy; protein localization to phagophore assembly site
Cellular component (GO): extrinsic component of membrane; phagophore assembly site membrane; cytosol
Molecular function (GO): protein binding; phosphatidylinositol-3-phosphate binding; phosphatidylinositol-3,5-bisphosphate binding
Source: RefSeq, a predicted model, not a curated record